AUGAGGCCGCAGGAGCCGCCGCAGGGCGGCCCCGCCGCCGCCGCGCUGCCGGCGCUGGAGGCGCUGAAGCAGCGGGCGUGUGAGAGCGUGGAGCUGAACGCGGCGCGGCUGGGCGCGCUGAGCCGCGACAUCUGGAGCCGGCCCGAGCUGGCCUACGAGGAGCACCAGGCGCACGACACCAUGACCCGCUUCUUCUCCAGCGGGGAGCUGCCGGGCGCCGCCUGGGCCGUGCAGCCGCGCUACAAGCUGGGCACGGCCUUCCGCGCCGAGUGGGGCACGGCCGCCCCUCAGGGCCCGCGCCCGCUCCGCGUCGCCUUCCUCUGCGAGUACGACGCUUUGCCCGGCAUCGGGCACGCCUGCGGGCACAACCUCAUCGCCGAGGUGGGAGCCGCCGCCGCGCUGGGGCUGAAGGCCGCCCUGGAGAGCCUGCCGCAGCCGGCGCCCGUCGCCGUCCAGAUCACGGUGCUGGGGACACCUGCGGAAGAACAAGGAGGAGGCAAAAUAGACCUGAUAAACGCUGGAGCGUUUGACGGCCUGGAUGUGGUUUUUAUGGCACACCCCUCGCAAGAAAAUGCGGCUUACUUGCCCGAUGUGGCCGAGCACGAUGUGACUGUGAAAUACUAUGGAAAAGCUUCUCAUGCUGCUGCUUAUCCUUGGGAAGGAGUUAAUGCAUUAGAUGCUGCUGUUCUUGCAUACAACAAUCUGUCUGUUUUAAGACAGCAAAUGAAACCGACCUGGAGAGUUCAUGGUGUAAUAAAAAAUGGUGGUGUGAAACCUAACAUCAUUCCUUCUUACACUGAACUAGAGUUUUACUUGCGUGCCCCUUCAAUGAAAGAUCUUUCUGUUCUAACAGAGAAGGUUGAGAACUGCUUCAAAUCUGCAGCACUGGCCACAGGAUGCAAAGUGGAAAUAAAAGGUGGUAAAAAUGAUUACUACAAUGUGCUUCCAAAUAAGAGCCUGCAGAAAGUUUACAAGGAGAAUGGAAAGCAGCUUGGAAUAGAAUUUAUAUCAGAAGACUCUAUCUUGAAUGGUUUGUCAGGUUCCACAGACUUUGGAAAUGUUACAUUUGUAGUCCCUGGGCUUCAUCCUUAUUUUUAUAUUGGCUCUGAUGCAUUGAAUCAUACUGAGCAGUACACAGAAGCUGCAGGGUCACAGAACGCUCAGUUCUAUGCUUUGCGCACAGCGAAAGCUUUGGCAAUGACAGCACUGGAUGUCAUUUUCAAGCCAGGUCUGCUAGAAGUAGUCAGGGAAGACUUUAGAGAGGUGAAGCUAAAAGAAGACGGGCAAAUAAAUCCAGUAGAACCUAACAAAGAAUCUGGCGUUGGCAUAGGAGCAUGUGCAUCACGCUAAACUUUAUUAAACCUCUCUGUAGGAUUGACUUAAUGGAGAUGCUGUAUUUAAAUCCCAGAAGGGGCUGGAUAAACACAUAGCUGAAGAAAUGUUGAUUAUUUUUUUUGGACUUUAGGAGAAGCAAAUAGUAUCACUGCUUUCAAAAAUGUGCAAUUUCAUCUAGCUGUAAUGUUUGCUGUAUUCAAUAUGGUGAUGAAUUUCAGAGAGAGAUCUCAAAUAUGUUGUCUUUAAGUUGCAAUGUUGAAUAAAUGAUAAUGUUUAGA
This is a messenger RNA of Gymnogyps californianus (California condor), 1613 nucleotides long. It is a transcript of the gene PM20D2, whose product is annotated as peptidase M20 domain containing 2. The coding region runs from base 1 to 1350 and encodes 449 amino acids. The transcript is spliced from 7 exons. Gene Ontology annotation, molecular function: dipeptidase activity. The record is from RefSeq and is a predicted model, not a curated record. NCBI's taxonomy places the organism in Eukaryota, Metazoa, Chordata, Aves, Accipitriformes, Cathartidae.